This is a messenger RNA of Actinia tenebrosa (Australian red waratah sea anemone), 1246 nucleotides long. RefSeq names its product core alpha-(1,3)-fucosyltransferase-like. Gene Ontology annotation, molecular function: fucosyltransferase activity. The record is from RefSeq and is a predicted model, not a curated record. Gene Ontology annotation, cellular component: membrane. NCBI's taxonomy places the organism in Eukaryota, Metazoa, Cnidaria, Anthozoa, Actiniaria, Actiniidae.
UGUAACUUCCAUCGGCAACGAGCAGCCAUUAUGAAUACCUUAAAAAAAUUAUUUCUUAUUUUUACGAUUAUUGUGGGUCUAGUAUGUCUCCUUCUUUUAAUUAUGACAUUUCAAAAUUCAAGCCAACCGAGCAUAAAAAGUUAUAAAGUAACAACAUAUUUUCCAGUGAAGUCUGACACGAAGCCAAAGAGAGUCCUCAUGUACACAACAUGGUUUGGAAUUUCUCCUUGGCCUGGAGUAAAAGCCAACAGUUAUUUUUCUGAUGGAAAUGGGAACCUAUGUCCUGUUAGUAACUGUGUGUUCACAUAUGACAAGGAAGAGUUAGAAAAUAGCGAUGCAGUGAUCUUCCAUGCACGAGAUAUACCAAGCAUCGAAACCAUGAGGACUAUCUCACUGAACAAGAACCGUCUGAAGCAACGAUGGAUUUACUAUUCGCAUGAAAGUCCUUAUUAUAUACUUCACGAUCCUACUGCAUACAACUAUUUCUUCAACUGGACAAUGACUUAUAGGUAUAAGUCUGAUAUCUUUAUGCCUUAUAGAUAUUACAGAAAGAUUACACCUGAAGAAAGAAUGAAAGUAAUCCAAGGUGUUAACUAUGCUCAAGCGAAAGACAAGCUUAUUGCAUGGUCUGUGAGUAACUGUGGAAGAAUAAGAGAUAAAAUAGUCAACAAGCUCCUCAAAUAUGUUAAGAUAUCAAUCUCUGGGAAGUGUUCAAAGAAAUUUAACCAGAAUUAUAAGUGUAAACGAUCCUCACGUCAAUGUGAAGUGGACUACAAAAAAUCCAAGUUUUACCUUGCAUUUGAAAAUAGUAUGUGUCUAGACUAUGUCACUGAAAAAUAUUGGAGUGCUCCAUUUAUAAACAAUAUGGUUCCAAUUGUUCUAGGUUCGAAUUAUGACGAAAAGGUUGCAAUACCAGGUUCAUUCAUAAAUGCUUUAGAUUUUCCAUCAAUCAAAGCCUUAGCAAGCUAUAUUCAGUUUUUAGACAAGAAUGACACAGCUUAUAAUGAAUAUUUUAAAUGGAAAAGUAAGUACACAUUUGACGAAAGUUUCUCUUCUGAUUGUCAAUUGUGUGCCAUGCUGCAUAAUGAUAGUCUGCCAGUGAAAAUAUACAAGAACUUGGAUAUCUUCUGGGGAAGAAGCACAUGUAACCAACGUGCUGAAGAUAUAAAAAGAUUAUUAAAAGAUUAAUAAUAUCAGUCAGUCAGUCAGUCAGUCAGUCGGUCAGUCAGUCGGUCGGUUAGUCAGU